Chinchilla lanigera (long-tailed chinchilla) is the source of this 1007-nucleotide messenger RNA. It is a transcript of the gene Crx, whose product is annotated as cone-rod homeobox. NCBI's taxonomy places the organism in Eukaryota, Metazoa, Chordata, Mammalia, Rodentia, Chinchillidae. The transcript has 3 exons. The record is from RefSeq and is a predicted model, not a curated record. Gene Ontology annotation, molecular function: RNA polymerase II cis-regulatory region sequence-specific DNA binding; DNA-binding transcription factor activity, RNA polymerase II-specific. Bases 25 to 927 code for a protein of 300 amino acids. Gene Ontology annotation, cellular component: nucleus. Gene Ontology annotation, biological process: regulation of transcription by RNA polymerase II; multicellular organism development.
UUGGGCCCCAAGUCUCCGAAGAUCAUGAUGGCGUAUAUGAACCCGGGGCCCCACUAUUCUGUCAACGCCUUGGCCCUGAGCGGCCCCAGUGUGGACCUGAUGCACCAGGCUGUGCCCUACCCGAGCGCCCCCCGGAAGCAGCGGCGGGAGCGGACCACCUUCACCCGCAGCCAGCUGGAGGAGCUGGAGGCGCUGUUCGCCAAGACCCAGUACCCAGACGUGUACGCGCGCGAGGAGGUGGCGCUCAAGAUCAACCUGCCGGAGUCCAGGGUUCAGGUUUGGUUCAAGAACCGCAGGGCCAAGUGCAGACAGCAGCGGCAGCAGCAGAAGCAGCAGCAGCAGCAGCCUCCAGGGGCACAGGCCAAGGCUCGUCCUGCCAAGAGGAAGGCGGGCAGCUCCCCGCGGCCCUCCGCAGUUGUGUGCCCUGACCCUCUGGGCAUCUCGGACUCCUACAGCCCCCCUCUGCCUGGCCCCUCGGGCUCCCCCACCACGGCAGUGGCCACGGUGUCCAUCUGGAGCCCAGCCUCGGAGUCCCCGUUGCCUGAGGCCCAGCGGGCGGGGCUGGUGGCCUCGGGCCCCUCUCUGAGCUCAGCCCCCUAUGCCAUGACCUACGCCCCCGCCUCUGCGUUCUGCUCCUCGCCCUCGGCUUAUGGCUCUCCGAGCUCCUAUUUCAGUGGCUUGGACCCCUACCUUUCUCCCAUGGUGCCCCAGCUGGGGGGCCCUGCGCUCAGCCCCCUGUCGGGCCCCUCAGUGGGCCCCUCGCUGGCCCAGUCCCCCACAUCCCUGUCAGGCCAGAGCUAUGGCGCCUACAGCCCCGUGGACAGCUUAGAAUUCAAGGACCCCACCGGCACCUGGAAAUUCACCUACAACCCCAUGGACCCUCUGGACUACAAGGAUCAGAGUGCCUGGAAGUUUCAGAUCUUGUAGAAGAUUCUGUCUCUACCGCGCUGCGGGCCUCCUGGCAGCCUGGAUUCUGGCUGUGGCACUGCCCAGCCCGACACAGCCGA